AUGGUGGACAAUAAAAUAUUAAAAGAAAAGUAUCUCUCCGUAUUGGCAGAAAAUGAAAACUUAAGACACAGAUAUGUAAAGGAAAUCGAAAAUAGCAAGCUGUACAGCAUCAGCAAUUUUGCAAAGUCGCUCUUGGAUGUUGCAGAUAAUUUAUCCCUAGCUAUUAAAAAUAUCAACGAAGAAUCGCUCAAGCAAAAUGAAGAAAUACACAACAUAUACAAAGGAAUACAGAUGACGGAGACUAUACUACAUAACAUUUUUAAUAAGUAUGGAAUUGAUAAGUACGACCCGAUUAAUGAGAAAUUCAACCCUCUCUUCCACGAGGCACUCUUCGAAAUUAAUGACGACACCAAGGAAAAGGGGACCGUGGCAACCGUUGUGCAGCAGGGCUACAAGAUAAAGGACCGGAUCUUGAGAGCUGCCAAGGUCGGAGUUGUUAAGAAUUGA
This is a messenger RNA of Plasmodium cynomolgi strain B, 447 nucleotides long. RefSeq names its product co-chaperone GrpE. The record is from RefSeq and is a predicted model, not a curated record. Gene Ontology annotation, cellular component: PAM complex, Tim23 associated import motor. The coding region runs from base 1 to 447 and encodes 148 amino acids. Gene Ontology annotation, biological process: protein import into mitochondrial matrix; protein folding. Gene Ontology annotation, molecular function: protein homodimerization activity; protein-folding chaperone binding; adenyl-nucleotide exchange factor activity. Lineage: Eukaryota; Apicomplexa; Aconoidasida; Haemosporida; Plasmodiidae. The transcript has 2 exons.